CUAUCCCAGCUUUCCAGUGAAAAGCUCGAUUAGCUACAUUAAUACUGAUUGUUCAGAUCUUCGUGCGACAUUUUACAUUUUGACUUCUGGAGGAAUACCGUCAAGACACAAAUGAAGAAAAAUCACUUAUCAAUUUUUGUUGUUUUCUUAUUUUCUAAGUUUGCUAUUGAUUAUUUAAAACGUCUUUUGAAAACGUCACGCAGAUUCAAGCCGCGCCCACUUCGUCUCACUUAAAAGGAGCUCAGUUGUAUUCAGACUGGGAAUCAUAAAAUACCGGUGCUAGAAGUCGCUUGUAAUAGUCAAAAAUGCCUUGUCAGGAUGUUAAGCUUUUAUGAAAGAGACGUUCGUGAUAAACGUAAUACCGCUUCUCAAAGACGGUAUCCUUUGCUUUAAUGAUCUUUCAGUCAUUGUAUUUACUAAUGAAGGUAACAUGAAGAAUAAAUACGAUGAGCUUCGCUCUUUAAUUAUUAAAGGGAAGGAUAACUUUGCGCAAGCAGAGCAAAGAGCUUCUGGUAUUUUAGGAAGUAUAGAUAAAGAGUGUGAGGAAUUAACUCAACAGAAAGGAAAACUGCAACAACAACAGGAUGACAAGAAAACUGAAUGCAAAAACCUACAAGACCAGCUUGUAAGUCAGCAAAACAUACUACUGGAGCGUCAGAGAUCGUUAGCAAAUGCAAAUACACACUUACAAGCAACACAGGCAAAAGUUAAUAAGAUGCGUAGAAGAAUGGAGCACGAUGAAGCUGUGAGGAACGCUGGGAUCGGUCUGAUGUUCAUUCCGUUUGUUGGAACCGUAGUUGGAGCUACCCUGAUUGGGGUUUACCAGACAGAUAUGAACAACGCAAAUGAUGCUAAAAAUCAGGCUCAAAGUGAAGUUCACAACUGGGAACGUCAAGUGGCAAGUAGUUCUCUAGGUGUUUCUGACUGUCAGACAAAGAUCAACCAGAAGACACAGGAGAUUUCUCAAGUUAACACCAAUUUGGAGGUGUUACAAAGAACCAUAGAAGUCGUCACACAGCAGCGCCUUGUUAUAGCUGAUGUCCAGGAGAAGUUCAGGAAUGCUGUCAGGGUUUUGACCGAUCUAGCUGGGAUAGCGAAAGUUGGCGAGGUACAGACAAGGAAGUUUAUUCUGUUUGAGCCCCUCAUGACGGUACUUCAGGAAAUCUUUAAAUGUGUUCUGCAAAUGUCAGAUAAGAAGGGUCAUCUUCAGUGUGUCGAAACAACUUUAAAACCAAUACAAAGUGCUUUUGAAGAGAAUGUGAGAAAGAUGAAAGCUUUGUGUGACAAGGGGGAUGAUUACUGGUAGGAAAAAAAGUAAAACAAAUUUUCAUAAAUGAAAUGAAAGUCAGAAUUUAUCUUUUACAAAAAAUGUGAUAUUACUGAUAUUAAAUUGUAAGAAGUCAAACGCCUCCACAUGGCCAAACAUAACAUUGCAUUUUCUCUUUACAGAGCAUCACAUAUAACAAAAUGAAAUGUAAAAAACAUUUAUUAUAUAUCCAUAUAUGAGAUAAAUGUGAUUGUCCAAAAGACAUGCAAAUUAUCAAUAUAAUUGUAUAAGAAC
Messenger RNA from Brienomyrus brachyistius, 1561 nucleotides. RefSeq lists its product as uncharacterized. Lineage: Eukaryota; Metazoa; Chordata; Actinopteri; Osteoglossiformes; Mormyridae. The transcript has 2 exons. The record is from RefSeq and is a predicted model, not a curated record. Bases 332 to 1306 code for a protein of 324 amino acids.